GCUAAACGUUAACUCGGCCGAGCAAGGAAACUCUGAAAGUGUUGUCUGAAAGAGUAUUUAAUAUUAGCGUAUUAUUGGAUUAUAUAGUAAGUAUGUAUUAUUUUUAAAUCUUUCAAGUGACUGGUAUUUUUGGUGGACAUAUCUUCCUGAAGGAAGAUAGCGAGCUAUCUACGCGCCUAGGUGCAAAUGUCACGACCACGUUCAAGAUCACCCAUUAAUUCCUACAGAAACACUGCAAUGUAUAGAAGGAGUCCUGGAAGACGAGAUGAGAGAGCUUUUUCAGACCAGUAUGUCCCUGGCCCACCACGGAGGGUUCCUGAGAUGCAUGGCCCCCCUCAUUGGAAUGAUGCACGCAUGUCAAGGGAAGGACCGCCGAACGAAUGGGGCCGGUUCAACAAAGAGUUCAUGCCACACGGCGACAGAAGACCACCGUCACCAGAGGAGUAUAAGCCCAGACGUUCGCCCCCUGAGUAUUUGAAUCGUCAGAGAAGCCCCCUCAGGCCACCACCUUUGGGAUAUGCAGAGCGGAGGAGGUUAUCUCCAAAAGUCUUUGACGAAAUGCAAGGCCAUUCUCCCCGACGGCUUCCCAAAGAAAGACAACCAUCACCGGCGUUCGCUUUUGACCAUCACCACAGACGCCCAUCCCCUGACUGGGCCAGGAACGAGCAUGGCGUUGGGCACCAUGAACGGCAGGAGGGUGGUCCAGGCAGAGGCCAGAGGGGACCCCGAGGAGCCAGCCCCAGAGGAAGAUCAUUUAAUCGGUCACAAGAGAGGAGGCCGGAUCGGUUGGAGCAUGGAAAUUACCCUGUGGAAAACAACGAGCAUUACCAUGCCAGGAGCCCCUUUUCAGAUAGGUUACAACCCAAGAGGUCAGACUUUAGAGACCAUCGCCCGGAUAAAAGAUCCAGAGAUAUGGGUCAUUACGAGGAGCACAGUGGCCCUCAGAAGCCCUACAGCCGAAGUCCAGGCCGUGCACCUGUCAUUGUAGAGCACGACCAUGGUAUCUCCCAGCAUGGAGCAAUGAACAGAGGUGGAGAAGGAGACAGAAGAGAACAUGUCCAACAUGCAGGACCUCCACAGGACAGACACAGGAGGGAGCCAAGACAUGAUGCGCGAGAGUCAUCAAGGAUGGAGCCUCCCCCUAAGAGGAGGAGAAGUCCUCCUUCUCCUCCUCAUCAUCCUCAUCCUCCUCCCAAUGUUCGAGCAAGGCAAAAGCAGUCAUUAGAAGAUCAUGAUCUACCACAUCAAUUCCAGGAACGGCACACUGGUGCACCAGCUCUGGAUGUGGAUUUGAGGCCAGACAGAGUGGACCAUGGAAACUACUCAGGCCCAGCAAAGUGGGAACAGCAAAGGCCAGAUGUCAAACAACAAAGAGGAAAUACCGGACAGGAGAUUGCUCCGCCAAGGCCAUUGUUUCAGCACAGGAAUCUAAACGUGAACAGAGAGACGCCCGCAGUGCCAAGAGCUGAUACGAGCAAACGAGAAACCCUCCAGAUCAAGGUGGACAUGAAUCGCCCCGCGGGUCAAGACAGCUCUUCCGGCCACAACUCCGACAGACAGCUGUCUUUGGACCUCGUCAAUGUGGGUCGGCAACGACUGGACUUCUUGCCUAUGCUGGAGCAUUCCGGAACCUUCAGGGAGACCCAAGUGCACACUGGGACUUUUGCCCAGGAGAUAAUCACGUUGGUCCAUCAAGUCAAAGAAAUGUACUUUAAAGGUGAAAAUGUCACCCUGAACGAUCGCUUCUCCAGUGUUAUGACUGCUACUCCAGAGGAGGAUGAAGAGCCUGCCAUGGACAGAAGGAUAAAAGUUUCUGUACCCGAUACAAUGCCAAUUUUCUCAAAGAUUGAGAACAUGCAGGCACAGAAAAGGCCGCAGACCUGCGAUCCUAGUGACCUUCGUUAUGACCUUGAGAGGCGAAGACAGGAACGUCUAGAGGGUGUGAAGGUCACCAUUACUGGCGCCAGCUUCUCUCAAGCUACGCCUGAAAGUGUGGAAACUGAGCCUGUUUUUGAGGAGGAUGAGAGGCUUGGUGUUGAAGAGGACGACCGCUGGGCUGAGGAGGCCCCCGAGGGUCGGAGGGAGUGGGGUGGUCAAAUGCCUGACAUGCGUCAGAGAUUGCCUGGACCAAACCGGCGGAACUUCAAGCGCAGGUUUAACCGCCCUGGGGCUCAGCCCGGCCCCAACCGGCGUCAGUAUCACAACAAUGCCAACGGCGCCAACUGGUAAACAGUAGACUCGAGAGGGGUGCCAGUGUGUGGAGAAAGGAGAGAACCUGGUUCCACUGCCGCUUUCUUAAGAGGCGCAUGGAACAGUGGAACACCGGAACAUAGAACGUGAAACCGCUCUCUGUUCUGAGCAUCACAUCAAUUCAAAGAAAUCCUCAUGUUGUGAACAUAGUUCAGCUCUGUGAGACCUUUUUAAUCAAACAGACUUGAAGGACCUACUGUAAAUACCCUGUGUCAUGUGUUGUGCUUGUUUUAUUGUCUUUCAUAGUUUGUGAUUAAUGUAGAGAAAAUAACAUUUAUUUGUCCAAGUAUGAUUUGAAGAUUGAUCAAUACUUACUAAUCUUUUCUUACGCUACAGGUUAUAUUGUUUUAAGGACACUGAAAAUAUAAAAAUGAUUUGUUUGUUUAUUUUUUUGCCUUGAUGUGUCCCAUCGAAUAAACCAGUUCUUUCCUCUGG
Alosa alosa (allis shad) is the source of this 2685-nucleotide messenger RNA. RefSeq lists its product as uncharacterized. The record is from RefSeq and is a predicted model, not a curated record. The transcript is spliced from 11 exons. Gene Ontology annotation, molecular function: DNA binding; transcription coregulator activity. Lineage: Eukaryota; Metazoa; Chordata; Actinopteri; Clupeiformes; Clupeidae. Bases 187 to 2229 code for a protein of 680 amino acids. Gene Ontology annotation, biological process: positive regulation of transcription by RNA polymerase II. Gene Ontology annotation, cellular component: mediator complex.